AUGUUCCGCACAGCAGUCCUCCGUUCCGCGGCCGCCGCCUCGCGCGCCAUCCGUCCCGCCGUCCAGCAGUCCGCUCCCCUCGCCCGCAGCUCUCUCGUCGCGCCCCGUGCCGCCUUCGCCCGCGCCGCCCCCAAGGCCGUCUCCGUCCGCUUCUACUCUGCCGCCACCGGCCUGAACAAGGACGAGGUUGAGGGCCGCAUCUUUGCUCUGCUCCAGGGCUUCGACAAGGUCAACGACCCUGCCAACAUCAAGUCCACUGCCCACUUCGCCAACGACCUCGGUCUCGACAGCUUGGACACCGUCGAGGUCGUCAUGGCCAUUGAGGAGGAGUUCAGCAUCGAGAUCCCCGACAAGGACGCCGACACCAUCCACUCAAUCGACAAGGCCGUCGAGUACAUCCUCAGCCAACCCGAUGCUCACUAA
Colletotrichum aenigma is the source of this 423-nucleotide messenger RNA. RefSeq names its product Acyl carrier protein. NCBI's taxonomy places the organism in Eukaryota, Fungi, Ascomycota, Sordariomycetes, Glomerellales, Glomerellaceae. The record is from RefSeq and is a predicted model, not a curated record. Gene Ontology annotation, biological process: fatty acid biosynthetic process. Gene Ontology annotation, molecular function: acyl binding; acyl carrier activity. The coding region runs from base 1 to 423 and encodes 140 amino acids. Gene Ontology annotation, cellular component: mitochondrion. The transcript is spliced from 3 exons.